AUGCCAGGAGAGGAGGAAAAGAAGGACCAACAGAACAAGUCUGAAGAAGUCAAGAAGGAAGGCACACCGAAGCAGGAUGAUAAGCAAGGAACUCCGAAGCAAGAAACUUCAAAGCAAGGCACUCCUAAGCAAGAAGAGAAGAAAGAUGGCAAGCCUGAAGACGCCAAGAAGAAAGAAGAUGCUAAGGAUGGCUCUAAAGAGGAAACUAAAGGAGAUAAGGAGAAGAAAGAAGAUUAUGUUAACUUUGGAGGUGCUGGUGAUGAAGAAGAUCCAUAUGCUAAUGAUGAGGAAACCUAUAAGGAUCAUUUCAGAAGGACCUUUAUCACUCAAGAUAAUAAGAAAGAGCAAGCUGCUCUUUAUACUUUGCAUGAUAUGAUGAUUCCAGCUGGUAGAACUGCAAAGUUAGUUAGAGUUCCAGAUCCUAAUUCUGAAGACUUUAGAAUUACUGAGCCAUUGGACAAGCUUAAAUUUGUCGAACCCACUCCUUGUAUAAUCUUAGCUGGAGCCAUGAGUGAUAGGGCAGGAAAAGUGCUGGCAGGAGUUGCCAGAGCAGCUUUUAGAGCUGGAGCCUGAAUCAUCGACUCAGGGAUCGGUUCAGGAAUUGAGAAGUUCUGCAUGAGAAAAAGCGUUCCACUUAUAGGAGUAUGUCCAGAGAAUGAAAUUUCGUACCCAGUUAACUCCUCAAAUAAAAAGCCAAAUGAGCUGACAAAUGGACAUACACAUUUUGUGCUUAUCGGAGAUGACACCAAGAAUAAGUAUAAUUGGGGCCAAGAGGCUCAUAUUAAAGCUGAACUUGCUAAGAGAAUUGCUAAAGGAAGAAGUAAGUACGGUAAUUCGUACUCUUGAAAAAUUAUUAUGGUUAUCAUUGGAGAUAAUCCUAACUGAGUUGAAGAUAUUGCUCAAGCAAAAGAGAACAAUUUCCCUAUAAUUGCUCUUCAAGGGUCUCAACUUUGAGCUGAUAUAAUUGCAGCUAAAGGAGGUCUAAUGCCAGACGAAGAUGACCAAGAGGAAAAGAAGCAACAUGAAGGAGAAGGAGAUGCUGAAGAUAAGAUAGGAGGAGCUAAAGCACCAGCAAGUUCAGGUCCAGAAGGAGGUGAAAUCAAAGAUUCGAAUCUCAAAGAAAUAGUAAGCUCAGAAAAAAUUUACUUAUGCAAGCAAAACUCUGAACAUAUCGCAAAUAUCAGCCAUCUGUUGUUAACAGUUACUCUGUAA
Moneuplotes crassus is the source of this 1212-nucleotide messenger RNA. The record is from the annotation of a GenBank genome assembly. Lineage: Eukaryota; Ciliophora; Spirotrichea; Euplotida; Euplotidae.